AAAGUUCUGUUUGUAACGCUCACAGCAAAUGGAUUUCCUGGUGGAAAUAGAUGAUGAGUUGGACUAUAAUGAAAGUGAAUCACCUGUAACUUUCAAAAGAACCGGUACCAGUUACACAGGAGAUUUAAAGUCGUCACAGUUUCACGUUAAACCAGCUCAUCUAAGCGAUAAAGGCCGUCGUACUAUUGUUUCGCCCCGUGAAGAAGGAGAGGCUUAUUCAGAUGAUGAAAAUGAUUCUGGUAUGCCACCAGUUGAUUCGAAGCGUGAAUAUAACAGCAAACAAAUAACUCAUUUUGAUAAAGAAGAGGGUGAGGCAUCUAGUGAAGAGGAUCGACGUUAUGAGAAUUCAAAGCGGGAAAAAUCAGGUUCCAGUAAAUAUCCUCCAGGGAAUACAAAUUUGACAUUUGAGGAACAUCAAUAUCGGAACCGUUUACAUGAAAGAUAUGAACGACGUGAGCGUGAGAAGAAGAGAAUACGCGAUAACAUAGAUCCAGAGUCAAUGCAUGGGUCGAACCAACAUGGACGUCCAUUAUAUUACAAAGAAAAUUCUACCUCCAGCAGUGAAAGAGAAGGUGUCCACUCUAAUCCAAAAGUGGAAGACUCAGAAGUUAAUCGGAAGUAUCAGUCUUCGAAACAAUCGGAUUCAAAGCAGAGAGAUCGUAUAUUAGUGUCUACGGUUAAUCAAACAUUAGAAAAUUCACCUCAAGACAAUCGACAAUACAAAACAGCUUUACAAGUAGAACGAGAGGAAUAUGUGCUAAAAUACGGUCAAAAUCAAUCAAAUUGUGUUACUGUAACUGAUAGAAUUAUUGAAUCGCAAACUAUUUAUACAGAUGAACUAAAUCCUUCACAAUCAGAGAUAAAUCGUAAAUCGAAAUCUAAAAAAUCUAAACGUGAUCGGAAAGAAAAAGAGCAGAAAAUGACAUCAAAAGGUCGAGAGGUGACAACAUUAAAAGUUAAAAAGGAAAGUAAGCAACGAAAAAUUCAAUCUGGUAAUAGUAGUAGUCAUUUAGACUACAAUACUUGGGAGUCAAUUCAAAAAUAUACCAAACUUCCAGAUCGUCAUCAUGGACCUCUCCAACAUAGUCGUUCAGGUUCAUUAGAUUCCAUAUCUUCCGCUUCAUCUCAACUGAGUAAAGUUUCUGCAUACACUGGUUGUUCGUCACACUCAUCACCCUUGGGAUAUCGUAAGUCAUCAACAUCAUUAACAAGUGGUCAACAACUUCGACGCUCUUCUCAAUCACCCAAUGAUCUUGAUGAAUCAUAUACCUAUUCUAAGAAACGUUAUCAUCGUGAAGCUAGAGAAACUGCUCCACCACCUGAAUCUACACGUCAUUAUAUUGGUCCAAAUCAAAUAUCGGUAAAAAUGAAACAUAAGCGUAAAGGUGACAAACGUGAAACAUCUGAAAGUAUUAAUUAUGGAGUAAAUUUGGCUAGUAAACGUGAAAAACUAUCACAAGACAAUGAAAAUCAUGAAUUAGAAAUAGACGAUUCACAUACACAUUCAACCACUGGACGCACCAAAAGUAAAAUGUCAAAAUCUCUUGGAACAGAAUCUAGUAAACACAAAAAACACUCAUCUAAGAGUUCAAAAAUGAAAAACAAUCGAUCAACAAUGAGAAAGAUAUCAUCCACUUCAAAACUGGAAGGAGACUAUGAACAAAGUAGUCGCAAUCUCUAUAAGUUAGUAGUAAAUAAACCCGAAGGUGGUGAACAGUAUUCAGAAGAAAGUGACUCAGAUCCACACAGUAUCAAUGAUAAUAUCAAUAGUCGACGAAAUAAUCAUGACAUUAGUUAUAACAAGAUAGCAGAUAUUGAUAUCAAUGAGAAAGCUGGUGGAAAAUCUAAGGAAAUGAAUGUAUUAUUUCCUGCUGGAAAUAAAAUAAUUGGGAAUGAUAUAAAAGGUGAAUUUAAUAGACUACCACCUCCUCCGCGUUAUCCGGGUUAUUCGGAAUCUUCAUCUGAAUGUGAAGAAGGUGGAGUACCCGAUAAUGGUUUUUUGGAUGAUGAUGAUGACGAUGUCAAUGAUCAUAAACUUGAUGAUGUUGAACUUCAUAAAGACGAUGAUGUUGUUAAUGAUGAUGAAAUCAGUUCCUUUAAGAAUAAACCACCUGGGAAGCCAUUCUAUUUCCCAUCUAUACAAGGUUGUAGAUCAGUAGAAGAAUUUGAAUGUCUCAAUCGUAUUGAAGAAGGCACUUAUGGUGUUGUCUAUCGAGCACGUGAUAAAAAAGUGAAUGAAAUUGUUGCAUUGAAACGUUUAAAAAUGGAGAAAGAACGUGAUGGUUUCCCAAUUACAUCAUUACGUGAAAUAAAUAUGUUAAUGAAAGCUCAACAUGAAAACAUUGUUACUGUACGUGAAGUAGUAGUUGGCAGUAAUAUGGAUAAAAUCUAUUUAGUUAUGGAUUAUGUUGAACAUGAUUUAAAAUCAUUAAUGGAGAUUAUGAAUGGUCCUUUCAGUGUUGGUGAAGUGAAAUGUUUACUUGUACAAUUACUAAGAGCAGUUAGUCAUCUACAUGAUAAUUGGAUAUUACAUCGAGAUUUAAAAACUUCAAAUCUUCUGUUAAGUCAUCAAGGAAUUUUAAAGGUAGGAGAUUUCGGCUUGGCUCGUGAAUAUGGCUCUCCAUUGAAACAUUAUACAGAAGUUGUUGUCACCUUAUGGUAUCGAGCACCGGAGCUGUUACUAGGUACCAAACAAUAUACUUGUCCAAUUGAUUUAUGGUCAGUUGGUUGUAUUUUCGCUGAAUUCUUACUACAACGACCAUUAUUCCCUGGGAAAGGUGAAGUGGAUGAAUUAAAUAUUAUUUUUCGAGAUUUGGGCACACCAACGGAACGUAUUUGGCCAGGUGUAUCUCAGUUGCCUGGAAUUAAAAAAUGUGUUUUUACUGAAUAUCCGUAUAAUCAAUUAAGACGAAGAUUUACUGAAAAACAAAUAUCUGAUCAAGGCUUUGAUUUAUUGAAUAGGUCAGUUAAAAGCGGUAGUUUAUUUUGUGUUUAGUUGAAGAGGUUCUGUAAAGAUCAAUCUGUUUUGUAGGUUUCAUGUGCCACAGAUUGAUGUCAGUCGAGGUACUUUUAAAAAUCAAUACACACUGAACAGCUAUUUCGUCCUAUUACAGGAUUGUUCGGUUGUGAGUAAGUACAACUCAUAUCAGGGACCGAACCCACUGUAAGACAAGACAAUAGGCAGGAGGCAUUCAUCUUUAUUGUGAGAAGUUAAAACUUAUUUACCUAAUACAUAUACGCUGCUUUCAAUCUUCCAUUUGCGUUUUCCGGUAUGUUCAAAAGACCACACCCGGGGCCUUCGAUCUAGAGGUCUGAUCCACAAGGUAGUGGAGCAAGGUCAUGACAUUCACUCCCAUGGUAGCCGAUGACGAACAAUAGGUUCAUACACCAUUUGUUCCCUCAGGAUCCUGAAAUCAGCCCAUGUGCAUCAUUGGUUUGGAAUCAGGGUUUUCCAACUCCCCUGGGUGGAUCCUCCGUGUCCACCAACCCGGUUAAAUUGCCGGACAUUCACUUUUCGUCCUCUGAAUUUCGUAAACAACAGUAAUGCCACAAGAAUUCCGUGAGUAGGACUUCCGUGGCAGUGGCUGUAUGCGCGUGGCCAUGUGAGAGCAUUUGGAGUGGGAGAGUGGACUCUCCCCACUCUCGGUCGUACCAGGGUAUUCGGGGGUUGUGCAAUCUAUGCAACUUAAAUCGCAGUUGGUUUGCGAUAUCAAGCGACGAUCAUCCAAUCCUAUUUAUGAUAACUGUUCCACUCCCCGUAUGCUUGAACUUCAUGCUAGAUCUUCAGAAUCAUCUUGAAGUAGGUCACUGGUGAUCUGAAUAUUGAAGUUUAAUUGAAAGGGUUUUGUGGAGAUUAGUUUUAAUUUGUAGAUUGUACUUGUCCAGUGCUCAGUGGUUUUCAGUAGUAUUCCGACUGGAAUCAAUUUGUAACAAUUACAAUCUAUGAGGUUUAAUGCUAAUUUUUUUUUAGUAUCUCUAGCUUUUGGUAUAAUUUAUACAAAAAUUAUUGAGGUCACCAAUACCAUAGAAAAUUGUAAACAAUGAAAGGUAUAAGAUGUGAAGUUUCUGAAUAUAUUCAUAUCUUAAAUCAUUCUUUUUAUUAAUACAGGACCAAUAGGACUGUAGGACAACUCAUUAAUUUUGUCUUAUAUGAUGUAAUAUCUUUAACAAUAUUUCAAACCCAUUCUUCUCGUUUGUGAUUUUUCAUUUGUUGUUAUUUGAACCAGUAGAAUUUAUUAUAUUCUAUUGUAUUCCUUCAACUGCUGAAUAGUAGUUAUCAGUUGAUCCUCAACUAUAGUUAUAACUUUGUUUAAUUGUUCUAACUUUUUGUAAGCUUAAUGAAGAUCCUCGGUGUAUAAUUGCAGAGUGACACGUACUAACCGCCACUGAUAAAUUCAACACUGUAGUAUCAAUCUGUACUGACAAAUAUUUGAGAAUGAUAUGAAUUGACUGUGAAGUGUUCGUCUGUUUCUAAAUCGUUUCCAAAUACUAGUGUAAUUGAUGUGAUAUAGGGUACUUGAAAUGGUUAGGUAUAAAUUUAAAUUCAAGACGUUUUAAUCUCAUUUGUAACAGUUAUGUUUUUUUAAGUUGAAGUUAAUUGAAAAGUUCUUAUAGAUGAUUGAUUUCUUUAACAUUUAUUGUCUUUACAGCUUCCUUACAUAUUGUCCAGAUAAACGGAUUACCGCAGAAAAAGCACUUGUUCAUCCAUAUUUCAACGAACGUCCUCGUGCUAUCCAUCCAUCAAUGUUUCCAAGUUGGCCAGCAAAGUCUGAAGGUGGUGUUGCAGUGAAAAGAGCAUCACCUAGAGCACCUGCUGGCGGUGGUGCUCUGGCAGCGGCUGCAGCUGCUGUUGCUGCUGCUGCGGCAGCAGCAGCAUCAUCAUUGGCCACAACAAGUGGUAGUCGUGUAAGGUAUCAGCCUCCGGCGCCUCCUAUGGGAGGUCAACGGUUUUAUAGCAACAUGUCUGAUUCACGUCCAGGUACAGCAAAUCAAGGAUCAGGUGAUGCUUUUACUACUAGUGGUGUAGAUAAAGGAUUCUUACUGCGUUUUUGAACUGUUCUUGUUGUUAGAAGUUCAUAUAUCCUCUCUUUCCCUCCCUCGCGUUCUCUAUAUCUCUCUUAGAUCCAAUUCCUUGUACAGAAAAGACUUAAAACUCUUGCUUUUGGAUUGUAACUUGUUCUAAAAAAAUGUAUAUGUAUUGUAUUAAAAAAACUUAUUUUGCC
Molecule: messenger RNA, 5222 nt
Organism: Schistosoma guineensis
Lineage: Eukaryota; Metazoa; Platyhelminthes; Trematoda; Strigeidida; Schistosomatidae
Source: the annotation of a GenBank genome assembly